Molecule: messenger RNA, 525 nt
Organism: Topomyia yanbarensis
Lineage: Eukaryota; Metazoa; Arthropoda; Insecta; Diptera; Culicidae
Gene: ATPsynG
Product: ATP synthase subunit g, mitochondrial
Exons: 3
Coding region: 122-421 (99 amino acids)
Biological process (GO): proton motive force-driven ATP synthesis
Molecular function (GO): proton transmembrane transporter activity
Source: RefSeq, a predicted model, not a curated record
GUUCAUUCUUCAAGCUGUCAUUGAUGUCAUCAUGGUGUGACAUUUCUACGUCAAACUCGUUCGUGCUGCUUCGAAUUCUUCAGGUGACGGAUCUAUAAUCACAAAAAGAUCAACCCAAACAAUGGCUGCUCUGGCUAACAAGGGAUCCGCACUGGUAUCGACUCUGUUGACCCAGGCACGACCAAAAUUCAACGUUUUCCUUAAGUAUGCCAAGGUAGAGCUAACGCCACCCACUCCAGCUGACAUUCCGGCUAUCCGAAAUGGUAUUGCUCGCAUCAUCUCUGGGGCCCGCACCGGAGCCUGGAAGAAUCUGACCGUCAAAGAGGCAUGGCUUAACUCGCUAGUCACAGCCGAGGUGUUCUUCUGGUUCUACGUAGGCGAGUGCAUUGGCAAGCGUCACCUCGUCGGUUACGAUGUUUAAACGAAUGUUACGGGAGAAGUCUUGAAUGAUUAGUCGAAAUCGGAAACCAGAACAUCGGUAUAAAGAAAAAAGUACACUAAUAAAUACAAACUACAAAAAGCGAA